Daldinia decipiens is the source of this 1472-nucleotide messenger RNA. Its product is annotated as taurine catabolism dioxygenase TauD, TfdA family protein. The transcript is spliced from 4 exons. The record is from RefSeq and is a predicted model, not a curated record. Gene Ontology annotation, cellular component: cytoplasm. Gene Ontology annotation, molecular function: 2-oxoglutarate-dependent dioxygenase activity. Bases 210 to 1286 code for a protein of 358 amino acids. Lineage: Eukaryota; Fungi; Ascomycota; Sordariomycetes; Xylariales; Hypoxylaceae.
AGUUAAGCGAUAGACGGUGCUAUAGAUUGGGGUAGCUUGGGAAUCCUCUGGUAUCAUCGGUCGGUAAGCUAUUAUCUUGUUAAUAUAAGUAGCCGGUUCCCCUUUGCUUACCGGAAUCUACACUCCCGUUAGUCACUCAAUAGUUCUUCAGAGUCCUUAGCAGUUUCGUGUGGAACAAAAAGGAUAUAUUAUACUAUUUAUUGCACAGAAUGGGUUCUAUUUCUAUGAACAAGCUCAAACGGGAGCCUUUAAAGAAGGGAUCGUCUAUCGAUCAUCUCGAAUAUGUCGAUAGCACACCUAUUAUCGGCCGGGAAUACCCCACCGCGAAGCUCAAGGACGUACUCAAAGCGCCUAAUGCUGAAGAACAGUUGCGAGACCUUGCAAUCACCAUCUGCGAGCGCGGUGUAGUCUUCUUCAGAGCCCCCCAAGAUGAUCUUUCCAUCGAGGAGCAGAAGCACAUCACGGACUUGCUUGGCAAGCUAACGGGACGACCUCCCGAGAAUGGGCUACACGUGCACCCCCUGUAUAAUGACCCCAACAAUCUCCCCAUGGCAGACGGUACCACCGACAAGCAGAUCUAUGUGAUCAACUCCGAGGCGGCCAAAAAGCUAUAUGCCACAAUGAAGAACCGUCCCGGCUCGGCCAACGAGCCUCGAGACCUGGGCCGGGAAUGGCACAGCGACAGCCUCUUCGAAAACUGCCCCUCAGACUUCUCCUUUCUCCGCAUGCAAGACACGCCACCCUCCGGCGGCGACACCCUCUGGGUAUCCGGGUACGAGCUGUACGACCGGCUCUCCCCUCCGUACCAGAGAUUCCUCGAGACGCUGACGGCGACGUGCGCGCAGCCCGUGUUCGAGUCGGCCUGCAAGGCCGGCGGGUACGCCGUCACGUCGCCCCGCGGGUCGCCCCUCAACACGGGCUACGAGUUUUCGCCGUCGCACCCCGUGGUCCGCACGCACCCCGUCACGGGGUGGAAGUCGCUGUUCGCGGGCGUGGGGCUGCACGUCAGCCGCAUCAACGACGUGUACGCGUACGAGGACCAGAUGAUCCGCGAUUACGCGCUGAGGCUUAUCACGCGGAACCACGACUGCGUAGCUCGGAUGCAUUGGACGAGGGGGGCUUGUGCCAUCUGGAGUAAUGUGUGCACUCUGCAUGCUGCUACUCCUGAUACGCAUCUUGUAGAGGGCAUUAGGACAGGUGUACGGGCUUCGGGGAUCGGUGAAGUGCCAUAUCUUGACCCGGCGAGCACUGGGAGGAGGGAGGCGCUAGGGAUGCCACGAUUUUGAGUCUCACGUAUGAUAAGAGAAGUGGAAGAUCGUAGAUGUCUUAGUUUGGUAGGUACCUAACCUAAGUUAUAUCCUCUUAAGCGAUGUGGAAUUUUCCUAUCUCGAGUUAGUAUAGCAUCCAUGGUCCUUUUGAGAAUCAUUCCGAAAUUUCACCUUGUAAAUAAGAUUGUUAUACUUUGCAUGGCC